AUGGCGCCGCCCAAGUCACUUAGCGCCUUCAUACUGGCGUUGGGUUUCUCCUGGGGAGCCAAUGCUGGCCCGUGUAAGCCCAGUGCCUCUUCAGCAUUGUCGUCUCAGUCCUUCGACGAAACUACGAGCACAGCUGUGGUCGAAACUAGCUUUUCCUCAACUUCUGACACAACUGAUCUUGUCUGGACAACUUCAACUACCACGGAAUCAGUUGUCUCAGAUACGACUACUCUUGAGUCCUGGUCCUCUUCUAGCGAAGAUGGAGAACAACUCACCAGCACCGUAAUAACUGAAACUGGCUCUGUUUCGACCUCUGAUGAAACAAGUAACUCCUGGAGCACUACAACGGAUAUUACGUCCACUUCUCCUACGACCGUCAGCGAGACCUCGACUACGGAAGAUGCCAGCCGUUCCACCAGUACUUUCUCCGAGUCCUCAUCAGUAUCUGAUUCCGAAUUUCCGACGACAACUACUUCUGAAGCAGCCGUGUCUUCAACGACGACUAUCAGCGAAGCCCCAGCCACGACUACUGAGGCUGGAACGCGUCUCGGGUUCUUUAAUGGCGGGUUUGAAGAUCUAACAGUGGACGGUUUACCCUGGGUUAUAGGAAGAAGUGUGGAAAUCAAGAAUGACCCUGAAAACGCGCAUGGGGGAGAACACUAUGCUCUGGUGCGAUUCCCCAUUACUGGCACAGGCCGUCCCGUCUUCCCUUUGAGGCAGACUGUUACGGGCAUCGACGGAACGAAAAAAUACCUCCUCACUUUCUACUGGACAUUUACAGACGCUGGAUCGAUCGAGGGUAUAUCCUGUGAUUUCUUCACGUAUUUCCAGGGGCUACUGCACGGUAACAUGAUACGAAGUCCCACGCAACCCGUGAACCAGUAUAUCAAAAGGCAGCUGGUGGCCAAUUUCCCCGCCAGCACCACUGCCGCAGAUAUCCUGUUCCAUUGGAAGUGUUGGUCGUCUCAACCGACGUGGCCCGGCGCCGAGGUGCGCAUCGACGACGUCAACGUUGAGGUAUAUGAUCCGCCGUGCACUCGACGCGAGGCACCAUCUGAUGGAUUGACUUGUGGUGUUGGACGACUCAACAACCCUGCAGCCGAGUCACACCUGAUUGACUUCUCGUCAGAGUGGAUCCCCUUCGACUUUUGUGCGCAAGCCUGCGCAGGCACACAAGGAUGCAAGACCUUUGUCCACUCCGGUGUGUCUAUAGCUCCUUGUAAGCUAUACUCGGCGACACCCCAGGAACUGGGCUUCCAAGAGUCUACCAACGGCAAUCGUAUAAACCAGCCAGAGUGCUAUGAGUGCCGGCCAUUGGAGAGUGACUAA
This is a messenger RNA of Fusarium keratoplasticum, 1329 nucleotides long. RefSeq lists its product as uncharacterized. The transcript has 2 exons. The record is from RefSeq and is a predicted model, not a curated record. Lineage: Eukaryota; Fungi; Ascomycota; Sordariomycetes; Hypocreales; Nectriaceae. Bases 1 to 1329 code for a protein of 442 amino acids.